AUGAAGCAGCCAAUAGCGGUGGAGGACGUGGAGCGGGAGGUGAAGAUCCUGCAGCUGCUGUCCGGCCAUCCCAACGUGGUUCAGUUUAUCGACGUGUUCGAGGACACGGAACUCGUGUACAUUGCCAUGGAAUUGUGUGAAGGAGGAGAGCUGCUUGACAGGAUUCUGGGCAAGAAGGACAACCGGUACUCGGAGAAGGACGCGGCUAGCGUGGUGAGGCAGAUGCUCAACGUGGUGGCCCGCUGCCACCUCAACGGCGUCGUGCACCGCGACCUCAAGCCCGAGAAUUUUCUGUUCGCCAACAAGACGGAGGAAUCCCCUCUCAAGGCCACCGACUUUGGCCUCUCGGACUUCAGAAAGCCAGGCAAGCACUUCACGGAUGUGGUGGGCAGCGCCUACUACGUGGCUCCUGAGGUGCUCAAGAGGCGGUCGGGGCCGGAGAGUGACGUGUGGAGCAUUGGCGUCAUCACCUAUAUCCUGCUGUCAGGCAGACGACCGUUCUGGGAUAAGACAGAGGCUGGCAUUUUCAAUGAGGUGCUGAAGAAGAAACCUGACUUCAGGGAGAAGCCAUGGCCGCAGAUCUCAUCCAGCGCCAAGGACUUUGUCAAGAAGCUGCUCAAGAAGGACCCCCGCGCCCGCCCCACCGCCGCCCAGGCCCUGUCGCACCCGUGGGUGAAGGAGGGAGGCAACGCGUCGUCCAUCCCGCUGGACAUAGCAGUGCUGUCCAACAUGCGCGAGUUUGUGAAGUACUCACGCCUCAAGCAGAUGGCGCUCAAGGCGCUAGCGACCACUCUGGAGAGCACGGAGGUGCAGCAGCUGAGGGACCAGUUCAACGCAAUGGACAUCAAUGGGGAUGGCACCAUCACCAUCGAUGAGAUCCGACAUGCGCUCAACAAGGACCUUCCGUAUGAAGUGAAGGAGACCAAAGUGGUGCAAAUCUUGCAAGCUAUGGACACCAACUGCGAUGGCAUAAUCGACUUUGAUGAGUUUGUAGCAGCCACGAUCCAUGUGCAGCAGCUGGAGGAGGCCGACUCAGCCAAGUGGGAGGAGCGCUCCAAGGCGGCUUUCAACCACUUUGACACGGAUGGAGACGGCUUCAUCGACGCGGAGGAGCUGAGAGUGGCGGCACAAGUGAAGGGGUCGCUGGGGCGAUUGAUAGACGAGGGCGAUGUGGACGGGGACGGUCGAAUCAGCCUGCCAGAGUUCCAGAAGCUUCUGCGCUGCGCCAGCAUUAACUCUCGCACUAACACCACCUCGCGAUCGCGCGGCCGCUCGGGCUUCGGAGCGAUUGCUGAGUAG
Molecule: messenger RNA, 1299 nt
Organism: Closterium sp. Naga37s-1
Lineage: Eukaryota; Viridiplantae; Streptophyta; Zygnematophyceae; Desmidiales; Closteriaceae
Source: the annotation of a GenBank genome assembly